AGCACAAUCGAUCGCCUUCAAGGACGCGCAGGAGAGCUGAAGGGCGGGAAAGGAUUCCGCGGAUCUUUCAAAGGAUUCGUCUACGGGUCUCAGAACCAGGCGAUCCUGUCGGACAUGAAAGAAGAUAUGGCAAGAGCAAUAUCUCUUUUUACGUGGCCCGCCCAUAACAUCUUCCCGCAGCAAAUCCAACGUCAGUUACAGGAAGCUCAACGCCAACUACAGGAAAAUCAACGUCAGCUACAGGAAGCUGAGGAUCGAAAGAUUGUGGACUCCAUUCCUUGGGCCGACGCAGGCUACCGCUCGGUCGACGAACUCAAGAGCGGGUUCAUGCAAGGCACUCGGAAGGAGCUAUUCGCGGAGCUAGAGUCGUGGUCUCAUGGUCGAUUCCCCGAGGACAAGCCCAAGCGAGCCUACUGCCUCAGCGGCGGAGCAGGCUUGGGAAAGUCGUCAAUUGUCCACCAGCUCUGCGUCCGUCUCGAUGCGGCCGAGCAAUCCCCUCUCAGGCUCGGCGCAUCCUUCUUCUUCGUCCGUGGGCGCGGAGAUCUAGAAUCCGCUCGCCUGUUCUUCCCAACCCUUACACGUCAGCUUGCGCGGUCCCGACUAGCCCUUUGCCCGUAUAUCGUCAGUGCCGCACGGGAAUAUCUUGUGCAUGGCGAGCAGCAGCAGAUGCAACACGCGCUCCAAGGGCUCCUUCGGAAGGCCCUCAUUGCCGCUCCCGCAGACCAGUUGCCGACACUGCUUGUCGUUGACGGAAUAGACGAAUGUAAGGAUAGAGAGCUUGUUCCUGACUUGCUUCGAUCCUUGCUUAGUCUUGUCCGCGAGUUUCCCUGGUUGUACAUCUUUGUCGCAUCGCGCCCGGAACCCCAUAUAUUGUCGGUGCUCGCAUCUCCCGACUUCGCUGACAUCGUACAUCAUAUGCGACUGGAAGACACGCUAGAGGACUGGGGUAGCGACGUAGACCGUUAUCUCAGAGAGACGGUGCCGAAGAUACCCCUCUACGGCGAUUUCCUCGACAAACACCCUGACUCUCUUGAACGCCUCAUCAAGCGUGCGGCCGGUGUAUUCAUCUUCGCCCGCAUCGCAGUGAAUUUCUUGGAUAUGCACCGGAAUCAUCCGGAGGAGUGGUUCGAGCUCGUUCUUUCGGGCGGAAGUCCAGCGACGUCUCCUCUCGAUGCGCUGUAUCUGCAGAUCCUACGGUCCGCAUUCCCCCCAGAAGACUUGCGCGCCUCACCCCGUCAACGCGAACGUCUCCGCUCUUUCCUGCGUUUCAUUGCACUAGAAUCUGGCGCAACUCCCGAGACUGUUGCAUUCUACGAACCCGAGCUGUCCGUGGACGACGUCUUCUACAUAGUGGACCGCCUGCGCUCCGUGCUGAUGAUCGGCAAGGACGGGGAUGUGGUACCCCUUCAUGCCUCAUUCAGCGAGUUCCUUGUCGAUGAGGAUCGGUGCGGUGAUGCGCUCUACCAUGUGGACAAGUCUGAAGGACAUGCUCACCUUGCAUGUGCCUGUCUAGCAGCUAUGUCCUUUGAAAAUCGCACAUAUUACCUGCAGAAACCAGACAAAUACGCACGUAUCAACUUCAAUGUAAUGGUAGACCGUUGGCGGAAGCAUGUUGAGCAAGCCAAAUGUACCGCGGAGUUGGAGGAGCAGCUAUUUCAGUUCGUGCAAGACAUCCGACUGGCAUUGCAUAUGUGGAUCAUCAUAGAAUUUAAACCCGGGGUCACAGGCUAUUCUAUACAAUAUAUGUGGGACUGUCUUCAGG
Molecule: messenger RNA, 1762 nt
Organism: Phanerochaete carnosa HHB-10118-sp
Lineage: Eukaryota; Fungi; Basidiomycota; Agaricomycetes; Polyporales; Phanerochaetaceae
Exons: 3
Source: RefSeq, a predicted model, not a curated record